UCGGCGGAGGCAGCAGCCGGGGCGGCCCCCCCCGCAAAAGGCCCCUCCCCCCGGGGCUCCCCGCAAGGCUCCGGCGGCGGCCGGGACCCUGCAGCCCCCUGCGGCCGGCCCCGGGGGAGAGGCAGAGCGGGGCGGGUCGAGGACCCCCCCGCCCCGUCCCUCUCCAUCAUUGCGGGGCGCAGGGCGCACGGCUCCGGGCGCAGCCUCCUGCGGGCGUCCCUCUCCAUGGAGGGGGGACCGGGGGCGCCCGGGGCCGACAGCCCGAACCGGGCCGUGGAGUACCUGCUGGAGCUCAACAACAUCAUCGAGAGCCAGCAGAAGCUGCUGGAGACCCAGCGGCGCCGGAUCGAGGAGCUGGAGGGGCAGCUGGAGCAGCUGACCCAGGAGAACCGGGACCUGCGCGAGGAGAACCGGGAGCAGCCCAGUCGGGAGAGAGAGGGGCCAUACCACCAGCACCCGGGCCGGGAGUACCAGGGCCGGUCGGAGCGGGACGGGCACUACCAGAACUGGGAAGGGCAGUACCAGAACCGCACGGAGCGGGACGGGCAGUACCAGAACCGGGAGGGCCAGUACCAGAAGCGUGGGGACGGGCUGUUCCAGAACCGGGACAAGGAGCGAGAGCCACAGCCUGGGAACCGCGAGGGGCCCUACCAGAACCGGGACGGCCACUACCGAGACCAAUGCCAGCUGCACCGGGACAGCGGCUCCAUCCGGGAGCGAAGUGGCCCCCACCAGAACCGAGACAAGGAGCGGGAGUACCCUCGCCCGCCGCGGGAGCGGGGCCUGCUGAGCCGGGGCGUGUCCCGGAGUUCCAGUCCCGGAGCCGGCGGGGGCCACAGCACCAGUGCCAGCACCAGCCCUGCCACUACCCUGCAGAGAAAGUCCGACGGAGACAACUCCCGAACCGUCAGCGUGGAGGGGGACCCACCAGUCAGCGAGGCUGGGGCGACGGUGGACAGCCCGGGCAGACAGGCACCGUACUGCUGCGGGACCGAGCUGCCCAAGGCUGGGGAGCCCUAUGACCUUGGACCCCUGACCUCCACCGUCUCUGCCUGCCACCCCCCGACCCCCGGGCUGCCCUGGGCUCAGCGGGCGCGGCUCCAGCCGGCAAGUGUGGCACUGCGCAAGCAGGAGGAGGAGGAGAACAAGCGAUCGAAGGCCCUGUCGGACAGCUAUGAGCUCUCCACCGACCUCCAGGACAAGAAGGUGGAGAUGCUGGAGCGGAAAUACGGGGGGUACUUCCUGAGCCGGCGGGCGGCCCGCACCAUCCAGACGGCCUUCCGCCAGUACCGCAUGAACAAGAACUUCCAGCGGCUCCGCAGCUCGGCCUCGGAGAGCCGCAUGUCCCGGCGCAUCGUCCUCUCCAACAUGCGCAUGCAGUUCUCCUUCGAGGAGUGCGACAAGGGGCCCGGCGCCGCCCCCUACUUCGAGGGCAAGCCGGCCUCUCUGGACGAGGGCACCAUGGCCAGCGCCCGCCCCCACCUGCUGGAGCGCGGGGAGCUGCCCUACGGGGGCUCUUGCCGGGCCGGCCUGGACAGCGGCUCGCUCCACGCCUCCUCCGGCGACUUCUGCAGCGAGAUCACUGAGCUGGAGGACUCCUUCGCCAAGCAGGUGAAGUCUCUGGCGGCGUCCAUCGACGAGGCCCUGAACUGCCACCCACUGCCGGCGCCGGAAGUGGGGGGCCCGGCCCCACUGGAGAAGAGCGAGUCGAAGGAGCAGCAGGGGGACAGCACGGCCACCUCCUUCAGUGACGUCACCCUGUACCUGGACGAGGGGGUGCCGGCCUCCCCGCUCUCCCUGGAGCGGCCCCCCAGCUCGGAGACCCCCGACGCCGGCCCCCCGCCGGCCCAGCCCCGGCCCGAGUUCUGGGGGGCCCCGCAGCGGGAGGAGAGCCGGGAGAAUGGGGCCGGCCGGCGUGGCACCCCCUGCCUGGAGUGCCGGGACUUCCGCCUGCGGGGGGCCCACCUGCCCCUCCUCACCAUCGAGCCCCCCAGCGACAGCUCGGUCGACCUGAGCGACCGCUCUGAGCGCAGCUCGGUCCACCGGGGCCUGGCCUAUGAGCCGGACGGCUGCGGGGGCCCCAAGAACCCGCCUGCUCCCCCGCCCCCGGCCCCCUCCCCUCACCCCCUACGCCACUACCGCCCCGAGCCAGCCCCACCCCCGCCCCCACCCCCGCCCCCUGGACGCCUGGGUCCCGAGCACUCGGACGGCGACAAUGACAGCCUGCCGAGCAGCAGCAACUCCAACGAGACCAUCAACUGCAGCUCGGGCUCCUCCUCCCGGGACAGCCUGCGGGGCCCCCCGCCCCCGCCCCCCCCGGCCCCCCCGCCCGCCGGCCCCGGCCUAGGCCUGUGCAAGCAGACAUACCAGCGGGAGACCCGCCACAGCUGGGACUCGCCUGCCUUCAACCACGACCUGCUGCAGCGGCGCCAGUACCGCAUCGGGCUCAACCUCUUCAACAAGAAGCCGGAGAAGGGGAUCCAGUACCUCAUCGAGAGAGGGUUCCUCUCAGACACGCCAGUCGGGGUCGCUCACUUCAUCCUGGAGCGCAAGGGCCUGAGCCGGCAGAUGAUUGGCGAGUUUCUCGGCAACCGGCAGAAGCAGUUCAACCGUGAUGUUCUCGACUGCGUGGUAGAUGAAAUGGAUUUUUCCAACAUGGACCUGGACGAUGCUCUGCGGAAGUUCCAGUCGCACAUCCGGGUGCAGGGGGAAGCACAGAAAGUCGAGCGACUCAUCGAAGCCUUCAGCCAGCGCUACUGCGUCUGCAACGCCCCCCUUGUACGCCAGUUCCGGAACCCGGACACCAUCUUCAUCCUGGCCUUCGCCAUCAUCCUCCUCAACACCGACAUGUACAGCCCCAGCGUCAAGCCUGAGAGGAAGAUGAAGCUCGACGACUUCAUCAAGAACCUCAGAGGGGUGGAUAACGGGCAGGACAUCCCCCGCGACCUCCUGGUGGGCAUCUACCAGCGCAUCCAGAGCCGCGAGCUGCGAACCAGCGACGACCAUGUCUCCCAGGUCCAGACCGUCGAGCGUAUGAUCGUGGGGAAGAAACCGGUGCUGUCCCUACCCCACCGUCGUCUGGUCUGCUGCUGCCAGCUCUAUGAGGUGCCCGACCCCAACCGGCCCCAGCGGCUCGGCCUGCACCAGAGGGAGGUGUUCCUCUUCAACGACCUGCUGGUGGUGACGAAGAUCUUCCAGAAGAAGAAGAUCAUGGUGACGUACAACUUCCGCCAGAGCUUCCCCCUGGUGGAAAUGCACCUGCAGCUGUUCCAGAACUCCUAUUACCAGUUCGGGAUCAAGCUCCUGUCGGCCGUGCCGGGCGGGGAGCGGAAAGUGCUGAUCGUCUUCAAUGCCCCCAGCCUGCAGGACCGGCUCCGCUUCACCAGCGACCUGCGGGAGUCCAUCGCCGAGGUGCAGGAGAUGGAGAAAUACCGCGUGGAGUCGGAGCUGGAGAAGCAGAAGGGGGUGAUGCGCCCCAACGUCUCCCCGGCCGGGGGCCCCAAGGAGGCGGUGAACGGGACACUGACCCGGAGCAGCCUGGAGGACACCUACGGCCUGGGCGACGGGCUGAAGCGAAGCGCCCUGAGCAGCUCCCUGCGCGACCUCUCCGACGCCGGCAAGCGGGGCCGCCGUAACAGCGUGGGAUCCUUGGACAGCACCAUCGAAGGGUCUAUCAUUAGCAGCCCCCGCCCCCACCAGCGCAUGCCCCCGCCCGCCCCGCUGGAGGACUACAAGGCCCAGGCCCGCCCCAUCUCCAACUCCUCCUCCUUCUUGGGCUCCCUCUUCGGCAGCAAGCGGGGCCGGGCCCCCUUCCCACUGCCCCCCGGCCAGGCCUCGGCCCCCUCCUCCCACCCCCCACACCCACUGUCCCCGCCCCCCGAGGGCCCCUCCAAGCUGCAGGCCCUCCAUGCCCAGUACUGCCACGUGGCCCCGCCCCCCUACCCCCAGCAGCCCCCGCCCCCCCAGCAGCCGGCCCCGCCCCCCCCGCUGCCCCCCGUGGCGGCCGCCCUGCCCCCCCGCUUCCACAUGUCCUCCCAGCCCCCGCUCUCGGCGCCUCCCCAGAAACAGACGCCCCCGGCCUUCCCCCUGGUGCACCAGCAUUACACCCUCCAGCGGCCCGGGCACCAGAGGCGGCUGCACCAGCUGCCCCCUUCUGCCGCCCCCUCCACCCACCCCCCCUUCCCCCUCCACGGCCGCCAGCCCACCUCACCUCUCCCCCUCUACAGCCCGGCCCCCCAGCCCUCCCACACCUACCCCCAGCACCUGCCCCAGGGGGGUGGGGGGCAGCACACCCUCCACCGCCAGCCCCCCAAACACUUUGUCUUCAGCCACCACCCCCAGCUGGGGCAGCGCGGGGGGAUUGUCCCGCCGCCGGCCCCCCACCACGGCCCCGCCCACCACCAUCACCACGGCCCCACCCCCCACUCGCCCAUUCCUCCCCAUCCCUCCUACCCGCCUCUGCCCCCUCCAUCGCCCCACACCCCACUCAGCCCUCACUCCCCUGGGGCCCCCACCUCCCCGCUCCCCCAGCAUGCCCCUCUGCACCCGGGAGGGGGACAGGGCAACCCCAACCCGAAAUCCAAGCCGGUCAAUAGAAUUAGCACCAUGGUCUGAGAGCCGUGCUGCAGGGGAGGGACGGGGGGCAGAAGAAACCCAGACAGAGGGGAGCCCCGAUCCCUGGCAGUCAUUCCCCCUGCCCUCCCCCAGCUUCCCAGGACCGGCGAGGGAGGAGAGACCAGAUCGCAGCAGAGAAUGGCCCCAGCUUGUGACAGCGAUGGACGGAAGAAUCCCGGAAGCUGCACCUCUGCACAGAUUUGUGCGGGGAAGGGACUGUGUCGGGGGUGGGGCCGGCCCUUUAAAUGAGGGGGAAGGCCGGGGCAGUGGAUGCCCUAUCCCUGCCCUGUUUCCCCCAACCCCGGGUGCCGAGAAUUCUGGGAAAUGCACCUCCCCCCAUUGCACUAACUUUCAUUGCACAGCCCCAGGUGGUCCACUGCGGGGAAAGAGGGCCCCCUUUUCAUUUGCACAUGGCUUGUGAGAUGCUGCUGCUUGGCCUGUUAUAUUUUUGGGGGGGAAUCCCUGGGGAGCCAGAUCUGGGGGGGCAUCCCCCCCAUUCUUCCCCGUGUCUGUAAUAAGGGCUACUCCCGGCAGGAACCGUUUUCCCUCCCCCGAACACCUAUUCUGUGAUUUGCACUGACAGAGAACCCCUCCCUCCCCCGCAAGGCCCCCCCAAACCUGCCCCACUGCCCGGUGCCGAAAGGGAUCCCAUGGGGGGAAACCCCAUGAAACUCCACUAGCCCCCUCCCCAUUUUCUGGGCCCCAGGGCUGUUUGUUUUGGGGGGGGCAGAGCCCUGUAUGGAAACAGUCCCUAUGCAGCGUUAUGUGUGGCUGUUCCCCGCCCCAGAAGUGGCUGCAUCUCUGCCCCCAGUGAAUCUUGUGCACUUUAUCCCCCACCUUGCAAAUACAAUCUGUCCCUCCCCUCACUUGAAUAUCCCCCUGUCCCUCUGUUUCUUAUGGGUGUCCCCUGAACACACACAGCUGUGGGAGGGGAGAGGGGGCUAGGAACCAGGACUCCUGGGUUCUCUCCCUGGCUCGGGGGGGGUAGGGAGGGAGAGUAGAGAGAAAUUGAGGCAGAACUCCAGAGUCCUCACUCCCAGGCCCUCCCCAGCUCUAAUCACCAGACCUGCCCCCCCACCCCCUUCCCAGAUGUGGGGCGAGAACCCAGAAAUCCUGAACUAAAGGAUUUCUGAAGCCCCGUAGCCAACGUUGUCCCCUUUUCCCCUCCACCUCAGGGCUGUGCACCCCAGUUUCUCUUGGGGUCGCCCAAUGUCUGGUCACCCCCCAGCAUGCACCUCACCCACCCCGGUACCCGCGUCGAAUUGGUUUGUUGUACAGACCCCACUGUAUAUAGUAUACAUUAUAAAUAGCGGGCCGCAGAGCGGGGCCCCCCCAUGUGCCCCACAGGCCGGGCACCCCCGGAGUUCCUGGCUCGACAUUGACGAGAUGACCGUAUUUCCCCCCCCAGUCCUCCUCCUUGUAUAUAAGAAACUGUAUAUUUGAUGCUUCAUAAACGACUGACUGUCCUUUCUGUGUUCA
This is a messenger RNA of Dermochelys coriacea (leatherback sea turtle), 6093 nucleotides long. It is a transcript of the gene IQSEC2, whose product is annotated as IQ motif and Sec7 domain ArfGEF 2. The transcript has 15 exons. NCBI's taxonomy places the organism in Eukaryota, Metazoa, Chordata, Testudines, Dermochelyidae. Gene Ontology annotation, biological process: actin cytoskeleton organization; regulation of ARF protein signal transduction. Bases 226 to 4614 code for a protein of 1462 amino acids. Gene Ontology annotation, molecular function: guanyl-nucleotide exchange factor activity; protein binding. The record is from RefSeq and is a predicted model, not a curated record.